Messenger RNA from Callorhinchus milii (elephant shark), 1845 nucleotides. RefSeq names its product testis-specific serine/threonine-protein kinase 3. Gene Ontology annotation, molecular function: tau-protein kinase activity; protein serine/threonine kinase activity; ATP binding. Lineage: Eukaryota; Metazoa; Chordata; Chondrichthyes; Chimaeriformes; Callorhinchidae. Gene Ontology annotation, biological process: protein phosphorylation; intracellular signal transduction; microtubule cytoskeleton organization. The coding region runs from base 1 to 813 and encodes 270 amino acids. Gene Ontology annotation, cellular component: cytoplasm. The transcript has 2 exons. The record is from RefSeq and is a predicted model, not a curated record.
AUGGAAAAACUGCUCCUGUCUAAAGGAUAUCAGCUGGGAAUCACCAUUGGGGAGGGAACCUAUUCCAAAGUCAAGGAGGCUUACUGCAAACAUCAGGAGAGGAAAGUCGCCGUCAAGAUCAUCGAUCGACAGACAGUACCAAAAGAUUUCAUCCACAAAUUUCUCCCGCGGGAGCUGCAAAUAGUCCAGAACUUGGAUCACAAAAAUAUUAUCAAGGUUCACGAAAUCUGGGAGUCGGAGGAUGGCAAGAUCUGCAUGGUCAUGGAGCUGGCGGAAGGAGGGGACGUCCUGGAGCACAUCAGGAGAGAGGGGCCACUGUCUGAGCAAAACGCGAAGGCCUUGUUCCGUCAGCUGGUGGCAGCCAUUCGAUACUGUCACGACAGCGGCAUCGCUCACAGGGACCUCAAGUGUGAAAAUACCUUACUGGAUAAAAGCUUCAACGUGAAGUUGGCAGACUUUGGAUUCGCUAAGAUCUUUCGCACGGGCUCUGCCGAACUGAGCAAGACCUUCUGUGGCAGCACGGCUUACGCUGCCCCUGAGGUUCUGCAGGGGGUCCCACACCAGAGCGUGAAGAGUGACAUCUGGAGUCUGGGGAUCGUGCUGUACAUCAUGCUCUGCGGCCACCUGCCUUUCGACGACACCAAUAUCCCCAAGAUGUUGUGGCUUCAGCAGAACGGGGUGGUGUUCCCAGGGCACGUGGAGCUGAGUAGGGAAUGUCGAGAUCUGGUCGGAAGAUUGCUGGAACCUGAUGUCAGCCUGAGACCUCCGGUACAGGAGGUUUGCUCCCAUCCAUGGUUAGCAGACAGCCAAUAAACGUGCUCAGCAAAUUGAUUGUUUAAAAUUUUUACCGACAGCUGCCGAUAAGAGUACACGGUCUAGAGAGAUACUGGCUGAUGUUAAGGACACUGCUGCACGCAAGAGUGUCCGAAUGACCACUGGCGAGGACAGCUCUGAGAUAUUUGCCAUCGGAUGACAGCACAGGCAGGGGACCUCUUCUGUGCAAUACUAGCAACUGCCAUUUUUGUCACUCGAAAGAUAAACAUUCUAGCAAUAUUUCCGGUAUAGCUUCAGUCCAUCUUUGUAAGUCUAGUAUUGCUUAGCGCUAAGGGUUACAGUCACGUCUUGUAAGCACUGAAGAGAACGUACAGAACUAUGGCUAUAGAGGGAGUUAUAAACAUGUAGAAUAUUAAUGAAUGGCCAACAAAAUGUCAUAUAGUAAAUGACGGAUGCUCGGAAGGCAGAAGUAGAAGUUGUGUAGCCCCAAAUUGGUUUGGGACCAAUUUUACUAGAGAUGCAACUAAGUGAACUGUGCAUGUCACCUCCAAAACAACAAGAGCCCCUGAUCACAUUAUACAGUGUAAUAAAUAGAAGGGAUUUAUUUCUGUAUGUGAAAAUAAUUCGCUGGUGGUAAGUCAAAGAUUGUGUGGUUCUGAUGAUGUUUAAGAGCCCAGCGAGUAAUGUUCAACAUCCGCAUUGUGCCUCGGUGUAAAGGGGAACAUUCCCACACUGGUGGGAAAUGACAACCAUUGACAAACAAAUGAGGAGAAAUGUAUUAGCGUAUUUUUAAAAAAAACAUUUUAGCUAUUAAUUAAUUUUAAAUUUAACGUAGUUUUUGCCUUGGCAAAUUCAAUGUGGUUUCUAACUGGUGAUGAGCACCAUUUACAUUUGACAAUGUCUGCUUGAGUUACUUUGAUGCCAUAUAGAUUUCCAGUAUUACUAUAUUUAAAAAGAUCUACAACUUUCUGUACCCAAGAAACAUUUAAGCACAAGGUGAGAAACCAGGAGUUUUAUAUAUAUAUAUAUGAACAAGUAUAAUUUCCAGUAAACUCGAAGUCUAGUGACAGG